AUGCAUGAGUGUCAAAUCAAUCUGCUGCAGUACCUGCGCUCAAAGACCCAGGUCGAUGUCGAUAGCUUUGAUGCUGACGUAUCGACGGAAGUCCCGGGGUGUGUGGAUGGCACAUCUAAUCCUGCAGAGAUUUACGGGGAGAUGAUCAAGCCACGCCACGAUGGUCGGGUAAAAGAAGUCCUCGCUUUUAGUAAUAAGGUGAAGUCUGAAUUCCCAACUUUGAGGCUGGAGGAGCUAGCAUUUGAAGUCAUGGCAAUUCGGCUAGCCUUCCUUAUUAUUCCUAACAUCACUGGUGCUGUGCAUGUGAUGGCAAAUCCGUGUUACUCCUUUCGCACGGAGAAGAUUGUCGAGACUGGAAAACGGUUACAUAAAAUUUGCAGGCUCCUAGAUCCCGCUUUAGACGACACCAAUCGGUUGGUCAUGAAGGUGGCCGCCACAUGGGAAGGCCUCCAGGCAUGUCGGGAAUUGGCACUUUGCGGGAUAAAGACCCUGGCAACGACGGUGUUUACGAUGGAACAAGUCGUCUUGGCUGGUGAGGCCGGUUGUAUUUCCAUGUCACCUUUUGUUCACGAAGCAAAAGCGCAUUUUGAUGAGAAAUACUCAGAUGAAAUGCCUCUUCUUCGCCUGUGCGUCCAGGCACAGCAGUUCUACAAGAAGCGGUCCAUAAACACAAAAGUCAAAGCAUGCGCCACACUCUCGGUUGCCGAGAUCUUACAGUUGGCUGGCGUGGACGCCUUGACUAUCAUGCUUGAGGACCUCCAGAACCUCCAGAAAGGGACUGGUUGCAUAUGUUUGAUUGAAAAUCAAUCCCUGUUUGGUGAUAAUUCUAUCCCUGACGAUAACGACUAUCCUUCAUACCUGCAUGAUGAGAGUACCUAUCGUCUUGACUUUUCUCGUAGUGACCAAGGUAAAGCCCAGUACAAAUUGAUGCAGGUCCUAGCCAUCUUUUCGGACUUUCAAUUCAAAGGAGAGGAAUUUAUGAAAGCGCACCAACAACUUCUU
This is a messenger RNA of Penicillium crustosum, 1002 nucleotides long. Its product is annotated as Aldolase-type TIM barrel. The transcript is spliced from 7 exons. The annotation marks the transcript as partial. Gene Ontology annotation, biological process: carbohydrate metabolic process; pentose-phosphate shunt, non-oxidative branch. Lineage: Eukaryota; Fungi; Ascomycota; Eurotiomycetes; Eurotiales; Aspergillaceae. The record is from RefSeq and is a predicted model, not a curated record. Gene Ontology annotation, molecular function: transaldolase activity. Gene Ontology annotation, cellular component: intracellular anatomical structure.